UUUCCUCUUUACUUUUCCCCUUUUUUCUUCUUUCCUUUUUUCCCUUCCAUUUCCUCCUCUUUUUUUUCCCUCUCCCCCUCCCCCCUUCCCACUUUAUUUUUUGCUUCCUUUUUUUCCCUCCUUUUUUUUUUUUUUUUUUUUUUUUUUCGGCCGCGCUGUGACCAGCAGGUUUCUGGCCCCCGAAGCCGCCGAAGGGCGCUGCAGGCGGCGGGGUCCGGCCGGGAGCCGGGGCGGUGCCGCGGGGGCUGCGGGUGGGACGGCCCCGGCCCCUCCCCGGGGCGGGGGGAGCCGAGCCCGGCUCAGCUCAGCCCAGCCCAACCCAGCCCAGCCCAACCUAACCCAACCCGCUGAUACCGCGCCGCCUGCCCGCUCCAUCCCCUCCGUCUUCCCGCGGCUCCGGCAUGUCGUCGGGCGGCAGCCUGAGCACCAUGCAGCGGCUGGUGGAGCAGCUGAAGCUGGAGGCGGCCGUGGAGAGGAUCAAGGUCUCUCAGGCAGCUGCAGAACUCCAGCAGUACUGUAUGCAAAAUGCCUGCAAAGAUGCCUUGCUUGUUGGGGUUCCUGCAGGGAGCAAUCCCUUCCGAGAGCCCCGAUCCUGUGCUCUGCUCUGAAAUCAGGUAAUAAAGUCACAGAUGCCAUGACAACCACUCUAAUUUGAAACUCAAGCCCUUGGAGGAACAAAGACGCAUGGUGAUAGUUGUUUAGGUGUUGAGUUCUUGCUUGAGUGAUCAUCAUUUCUCUGCUAGCUUUGUAAAUUGUUUACUGGGUUUUUUAGGUGUGGCAGUUGAAACAUGUCUCUUUUCUACAGCUCUUUCUAGAGGUGUUUUCUUUAUGAGUUGUUUUUUUUUUGGUUGGAUAGUUGUGUUUCUGUGUUUGUGCAGCAUUAAGGUAAUUAGCAGCAUCCAAAUUAAUUAAAACUGUCUAAGACACUCAGCUGUGUUUGACAUAGCCAACAUUAGACAGUCACAUACCCAGCUUGGAGAAGUAAGACAAAAAUGUGGCAAUUUUUUAAGGUUCUGAUGACUAGCUCACAUCUUAAGCAAUUACCAUGUUAAAAUACAUUUAGGUCUUUAGUGUCAUAUUGUAGAUCAUUUUGCUGUGUUUGUCCUUAGGCUCUUCCUGUUCUUAC
Cinclus cinclus is the source of this 1126-nucleotide messenger RNA. It is a transcript of the gene GNG10, whose product is annotated as G protein subunit gamma 10. Gene Ontology annotation, molecular function: G-protein beta-subunit binding. Gene Ontology annotation, cellular component: heterotrimeric G-protein complex. Bases 402 to 608 code for a protein of 68 amino acids. The transcript has 2 exons. NCBI's taxonomy places the organism in Eukaryota, Metazoa, Chordata, Aves, Passeriformes, Cinclidae. Gene Ontology annotation, biological process: G protein-coupled receptor signaling pathway. The record is from RefSeq and is a predicted model, not a curated record.